Messenger RNA from Mercenaria mercenaria, 2880 nucleotides. RefSeq names its product glucose dehydrogenase [FAD, quinone]-like. The transcript has a single exon. The record is from RefSeq and is a predicted model, not a curated record. Lineage: Eukaryota; Metazoa; Mollusca; Bivalvia; Venerida; Veneridae. Gene Ontology annotation, molecular function: flavin adenine dinucleotide binding; oxidoreductase activity, acting on CH-OH group of donors. The coding region runs from base 15 to 1832 and encodes 605 amino acids.
GAAGGAGUGUGACAAUGUCGUUCGCAACGCAGGGUAUCACAGUGUUAUGCAUUGCUCUUGUGUAUUACUAUUUUUUCGUUCGAGACUCCGCCUACAAACAACACAGGGAGAUUUUGUCGGACAAGAUUGAUGACGAAUACGAUUAUGUCAUUGUUGGUGGCGGAUCGGCUGGUUCCGUGCUGGCUUCGAGACUUUCCGAGGACAAGAAUUCUAGGGUUCUAUUAUUAGAAGCAGGAGGUUUUUACGAUGAAAAUCCACUGUUCCAUAUUCCGAUAAACUGGCUUGAACUUGAAAAUACCAGACACGACUGGGAAUAUUACACGGUGCCUCAGAAGGUUUCGUGCUUGGGCUUGAAAGAAAACAGAGCUUUUUGGCCUCGAGGACGCGUGCUCGGGGGAUCAAGCGUAUACAAUGCUAUGCAGUACACCCGUGGCAGUAGUUACGAGUACAAUGAAUGGGCAGCGAACGGAUGUACAGGGUGGAGUUACAAAGACGUAUUACCUUAUUUCUUGAAGUCUGAGGACAUUCAGAUAGAUGAACUGAAGUCAUCCAAUUAUCAUCACUCCGGUGGUCCGCUGGCUGUUUCCGGUGGGCGUGUUACACAGCUGUCCGACCUGUACAUGAAAGCUGGACAAGAACUUGGGUUCAACAUCACGGACUACAAUGGCGCAGACCAAGAGGGUUUCAACCGGAUUCAAGUAACUGUCAGGAACGGUGUUCGGGACGCAACCGGAUUAGCGUUCCUUGGACGUAUGGGAAAAAGACAAAAUCUUGACAUCGUUAUUGAAAGUUUUGUUACCAAAGUUGACAUAAAGAACAAAGCUGCAAGAGGAGUGUUUUUCAUUCACAAUGGUAGGAAGGAAUACGUCGUGGCCCGAAAAGAAGUUAUUCUGUCAGCAGGUGCAAUAAAUUCGCCUCAGAUCCUUAUGCUUUCUGGUAUUGGACCAAAAAACCAUCUGGAGUCUUUAAACAUCCCUGUUUUAGCUGACCUCCCUGUCGGGAAUAAUAUGCAUGACCACCAGAUGGCGUUCAUGUUUAGUAAGAUAAAUAAACCAAUCAGCUUGUCCGAUGAUCUUGUGAACGGUUUCUGGACGCGGUUGAGAUAUACCUUAUUCGGCACUGGACCUUUAACAAUAGCAGGAUCUGAUGGCUCGGCGUUCUUUUACAAUGAUGAAUCAAAACGCGGAAAAACUAGUGCAGACAUUCAAAUUAUAAUAUUCAGUAAGUUCCUUCCCCAGAAUUUGAACUAUUUCAACUUUAAAGACAGUGUUGCAAAGGAAUACUUGGCAGAGAACGGUAAUGUCGAAGGAUUCAACUUUAUUGUAAGUGUAACGCAUCCAAAGAGUAGAGGUACAUUACGCCUGAAAAGCUCGGACCCCUUUGACUACCCGCUCCUUGAUCCCCAGUACCUCACAGACAAGAAAGACAUUGAAGAUUUCAUUGGAGGAAUUCGGAUGUGGGAAAAGUUUAUACAAACGAAAACUAUGAAAGAACUCGGUGCAGAUAUUAAUCAAAUGAAGAUGUCGUUUUGUUCUCAGCAUAAGUUCCGGUCUGAUGCAUACUGGGAAUGUUUCGUGCGCCACCUAGCUGUGACUGUCUAUCAUCAUUCAUGCACGUGCAAAAUGGGCGCAGAUAAUGACCCGACUGCGGUUGUGGACUCGAAGCUUAAGGUUAAAGGUAUCAGAGGAUUGCGAGUCGUUGAUGCGUCCAUCUUUCCAACAGUUACAUCAGGAAACACAAACGCUCCAGUAAUUAUGGUGGCGGAAAAAGCUGCUGAUAUGAUUCGUGGAAUAGAUUCUGUAAAAAGUAUCAGAGAAAAUUUACCUGAAUAAAUUUAAGACAUAACUAAAUAACCCGUAGCUUAGCGAAACUGAUAUGUCCUUAGACGAUUUCUUCAUAAAGUAGGAAGGAGGACAUGUUACUGAACGGUUGCAUUAUAUUUGUGCAUUUCUUAUGUAACUCGUCGAUGUAGACAUUUGCUAAUGAGUAAAAAGUAUGAUGGCUUGUUUGUGCCUUUUCUUUAUUUCGUUUUUUCGCAGCGACGUUUGAUGUGACCAUAUCGCUGAUCAAUGUUUACGAAAUGGCACAAAUAAACUAAGAGUCGUGUUAUAUAUAACAGCUGCUCUAUAACAGUAAGACAGGUGGACAAUUUAAGGUCCAACCUGAGAUAUUGUGUUUUCAUAACUUAUUUGCUGACUCGUUUUACCUCUUUUAUUCAGUCAUCUUUUACCCAGUAUAUUUCAAAAAUUUAAAAAUACAGCUGAACUAUUAUCUUACACUGUAGAAACAAAUUGUUGUUUAAACUUAACCAGAUACACAUAUACUGUGCAUUUAAUAUUAUAAACGUUUAGAUAACAAACUUAAAUUUAAGUAAAUAAUGGCAUUUCGUGAUUUCUCAAUGUUUUGUAGUAGCACAAUAGGUUAAUAGGUUACAGUUAUCAUGCGGUCCUUAACCCUUGGCCUGCUGGCGGCAAGUGAUUUGCCUUUGCGACCAGUGCAGACCAAGAUCGUGCAGGUUGAUCAUGGUCAGCACUGUUCGCUGUUCAGACAGUAAAUUUUCAUUGAACACCCCUUCGAAUAAUAAAUGGUACUGUCCAAAUUUAAUGAUGGACCAUUCCGUUUUAGAAAUUUAGCAGGUUUAAUAAGGGUUAAACAUUAUUUGAUAAACACAUUCGUAUAACAUUACAUGAAUUUAACAAUAUAUCUAUAAAUAGCCAUUGUUUAUGUUGUUGAUGUUGUUUUUGGUUGUUUGAAGGGUUUAUCACUGUCUUAGAUAUAAUACUAGUAUAAAUGGCAAUUUGUUUAACUAAAUUCUGCAUGUAUUUGAAGCUACUAACCCAGAGUUUUGGUGAAAUUUUUCAACAUGUUCAUUUCCACCAG